AGCUGUUGUAGCGGAGUAUUGCCGGAGUUUAAAUUAAUGUCAACCUGCUUGCUUACCGGGAGAACGAACCCGGCGCUGAUAGUGAAAGUACGAUUGAACAGAAGCAGCGUGAGAGGCAGCACACCGGGGAAAGUGACUGACAUGACUCGGCGGCCCAGGAACAGUGUUUACAGCAGUGAGGAGGAUGAGGAAGAGGCUGAGCUGUACGAACACGAUUAUGACGGCAUGAUGGCAAAGCCUGGUAAACGCCACCUUGGUAAAACGCGCUGGACAAGGGAAGAGGAUGAGAAGUUGAAGAAACUUGUCGAACUUCACGGAUCAGAAGACUGGAAAGUAAUUGCCAAUUUACUAUCCAACCGUACAGAUGUGCACUGUCAGCACAGAUGGCAAAAGGUCCUCAACCCAGAGUUAAUCAAAGGACCCUGGACCAAAGAAGAAGACCAGCGGGUAAUAGAGCUGGUUCAGAAGUAUGGUGCCAAGCGCUGGUCGGUCAUCGCCAAGCACCUGAAAGGGCGCAUCGGCAAGCAGUGCCGUGAGCGGUGGCAUAACCACCUUAACCCGGAGGUGAAGAAGACCUCGUGGACCGAGGAGGAGGACCACAUAAUCUACCAGGCGCACGAGAAGCUGGGCAACCGCUGGGCUGAGAUCGCGAAGCUGCUCCCCGGCAGGACCGACAACGCAAUUAAAAACCAUUGGAACUCCACUAUGAGGCGCAAGGUGGAGCAGGAGGGCUACCUGCAGAGCGCGGCAAAGGGCACCAGCUCGCCGCUCUCUGUCGGCCAUGGCUACACUAAGCCCAGCGGCCAUCUCAUGACGUUCCCACACCACUCGUCCCGUCACACGCAGCUUGCUCCCGAUUCACCGCUCAGCUACCAGUACAUAUCGGACGCGCAAAGAGUGUCCUUCCCUUUGGCUUUGCACUUUCUCAGCAUCCCCCAGCAUGGAACCACCGCUACACAGAGACACUAUGGUGAGGAGGACCCUGAGAAAGAGAAGAGGGUGAAAGAAAUCGAAAUGCUGCUCAUGUCUACAGAGAACGAGCUGAGAGGACAGCCACCACUACCAAUCAACUUGCCUUAUCCAAGCUGGGCCAGCCACAGCCUGUUGACCCACACAGUAGAGGGUGUGGCGAUGUCAUUACCUCAUCACCGGGCCGCCGCCCCGACCCUACCUUUAGAUCAGAGCUGCCUGCCCGAAGAAAGCGCCUCGGCUUCGCGGGUUCACGACAGCAGCAGCGAUGACAACAGCGCAUCGUUCUCCAGUGCAAUGCCUGAGUUCAUGGAGUCUGUCCUUGACUCGAGCCUCGCCUCAGUGGCUGAGGCCAGUACCGGCAACUUCUUGGAAAAAAGCGCUCUCAGAACAGACUUGUUUGUCCGCUCAACUCCCAAGUCUUCGCCUGUCAGAAAGCUUCCUUUUUCGCCCUCGCAGUUUCUUAUCCAGUCAAUGAGCCCGGAACACUCGGACAGCAAGCAACUCCCACUGAGCUCACCUGUGGACAGCGAGCCUCUCAUGGACGACGCCGCCAGACCUCAGAAGGAGAAUGCCAUGUUCAGAACACCUAACAUCCGCCGUUCCAUCCUUGAGUCGUCCCCUCGCACGCCCACACCUUUCAGGUCCACUGUGGACCUGCAGGAAGACCACGGACCACUUAAAAUGCUGAAUGCUCCUUUGGACCAGCUGCCAGUAAACUCCAUCAAGCAGGAGCAUUCGAUGGAGUGCGCUCUCGAGCAGCCGCCUCUGAAGAAGAUCAAACAAGAGGUGGAGUCCCCAUGUGAGAGGAGUCCUUACAUGCAGUGGGAAGGACAAGACCUUCACACGCAGCUCUUCUCGCCAAACGGCCCUGCACAGGAAGUACCAGACUUAAUCACAGUUCCAUCACUCAGUGAAGAUGCACACAAUAUCUACCACCUCCCUCACAGAGCCACCAACAACCAACCACUGCUCAGCCCCUGGGUCAAAAUGGAGCCGCAUGUCCUGGCAGUCGAGCAGAGCCACAAGUACAUCAAGGCCUUCCCGACGAGGACGCUGGUCGUGUAAACGUCACAUAAGACUGGUGGUCAUUUUUGCUGUGAUACAAGUUGGGAGAGGCUCCACGUCCCACGGGUCAGCCAACCAAAGACUAUAUAUUUUUUUAUUUAUAGUUAAUUGCUUUGGGUUUUUCAUGUUUGGUCUUGUCGUCAAUGUAAAUGUAAAUGGGGGAACAUGAGUUAUGUCAUUCGCAUCGGGCUGUUUUGUUAAUUCUGAAUAUCUGAUAUUAAUAUAAAGAACAAGUUGAUUAAUUUAUUUGCUGUUUAUAAAUGUUUUUGUUUGCGACAAUUGGCCAAUGCAGCAGUGUUGGAAGAUUCUAAGUAUUUAAGCCCUCUUAGCAUUAUCCAGUGGCAUCUUUAAUGCAUUGAAAACUGACCUGUUUGCUUGAUUCAAUGAUAUUGUUUUGUUUUGUUUUAAAGGCUGUAACGGGUCUACCAAAAAUUUCAAGUGUUUGGUGCGUGUGCCAAUGUAAGACACUUAAAACUACUGAACAAGCUGCAUUAUCAGUCAGGUUUUACGCAGCAGAAAGGGACAACCUUACUAGUAUUACCGUAACCGUUUACCACAUUGUCACCUUUAAUUUCCUGAAAAAAACAUUCCAUGAACAAACAUUUUAAAUGGAAACAAUUUAUAUGUAUCUACAGUAUAUCUACAUGUUUGUGUGUUUACCAAAUGAGGUUGUUUGUGCAAAACCACAAGCUUCAUCAAAAUGCACUUGAAUUUUCUCCAUUUUAAAAAGAGAGAGAAUACUAAACACUGAUAUUUUAUAAAACAGUAGCGACUGUGCAUGGUAUGUUGCUGUUGUAUUUGAACAUUUCUUUGAAUAGUUUUGUGUAAUGCGUAUUCAAUCAGCACUUUCCUUUUUCUUUUUACGCGACUGCUGUAGCCCAUUUCAAACACUUAGGCGGUCAAUAUUUCUUUUUAAAAGAAAAAGGAAAAUGCAAGUUUAUACUUUAUUUGUAGUGUGUGUGUGCUAAAGAAAUUUUUUAAGAAGCAUUUAUCAGCCAAGUUUUUCACGUUUUUAUACUUUUCUAUACUGCCU
Messenger RNA from Nerophis lumbriciformis (worm pipefish), 3070 nucleotides. RefSeq names its product v-myb avian myeloblastosis viral oncogene homolog (gene myb). Lineage: Eukaryota; Metazoa; Chordata; Actinopteri; Syngnathiformes; Syngnathidae. The record is from RefSeq and is a predicted model, not a curated record. Gene Ontology annotation, molecular function: DNA-binding transcription factor activity, RNA polymerase II-specific; RNA polymerase II cis-regulatory region sequence-specific DNA binding. Gene Ontology annotation, cellular component: nucleus. Gene Ontology annotation, biological process: regulation of DNA-templated transcription.